AUGUCUGCAUGUUCUCAACAUGGGAAACAUUUUGAACAUAAAUCGUACCUUUAUAUGCGGAAGAGAAUUCGUAAGGAUGAAAGGUCAUUUCCAUGUUCAGAAUGUGAGAAAUUUUUUAUUACAAAUGCAGAUCUUGUGGAACAUCAGAGAAUUCACACAGGAGAGAAGCCAUAUUCAUGUCCAGAAUGUGGGAAGAGUUUUAAGCUUAAGAAACAUAUUGUGAAACAUCUGGAAACUCACACAGGAGAGAAGCCAAAUUGCUGUUCAAAAUGUGGAAAACAAUUUGCCAAAAAAUCUAAUCUUGUUCAACAUUUCAGAACCCACACAGGAGAGAAGCCAUUUUCAUGUGCAGAAUGUGGGAAGGGUUUUAGUAACAAAUCACAUCUUAAUGUACAUCUGAGAACUCACACAGGAGAGAAACCGUUUUCAUGUCCUGAAUGUGGGAAACGGUUUACUAGAAAAUCACAUAUUGAUAUACAUCUGAGAACUCACACAGGAGAGAAGCCAUAUUCAUGUACUGAAUGUGAGAAGUGUUUUACUAUGAAAUCAAAUCUUAAUAAACAUCAGAGAAUUCACACAGGAGAGAAGCCAUUUUCAUGUCCUGAAUGUGAGAAGUGUUUUAGUAUGAAAUCAAUUCUUAUUGAACAUCAGAAAACUCACACAGGAGAGAAGCUAUAUUCAUGUCCUGAAUGUGGGAAAUGUUUUAUUGUGAAGUCACAUCUUGAUCGACACCAGAGAACUCACACAGGAGAGAAGCCAUAUUCAUGUCCUGAAUGUGGGAAAUGUUUUAAUGUGAAGUCACAUCUUGAUCGACACCAGAGAACUCACACAGGAGAGAAACCAUAUUCAUGCCCUGAAUGUGAGAAACGUUUUAUUGAGAAAUCAAAUCUUGAUCAACAUCAGAGAAUUCACACAGGAGAGAAGCCAUAUUCAUGUCCUGAAUGUAAGAAGUGUUUUACCGAGAAAUCAAGUCUUGUUAAACAUCUGAGAAUUCACACAGGAGAGAAGCCAUAUUCAUGUCCUGAAUGUGAUAAGUGUUUUACUGAGAAAUCACAUCUUAAGAGAAUUCAUAAGGAUGAAAGGUCAUUUCCAUGUUCAGGAUGUGAGAAAACUUUUAUUACAAAAGUAGAUCUUGUUGAACAUCAGAGAAUUCACACAGGAAAUAAGCCAUUUUCAUGUGCAGAAUGUGGGAAGAUUUUUAGUCGCAAAUCAAAUCUUAAUGUACAUCUGAGAACCCACACAGGAGAGAAACCAUUUUUAUGUCCUGAAUGUGGGAAACGGUUUACUAUGAAAUCACAUAUGGAUAUACAUCUUAGAACUCACACAGGAGAGAAGCCAUAUUCAUGUCCUGAAUGUGAUAAGUGUUUUAGUGAGAAAUCACAUCUUGUUAAACAUCAGAGAAGUCACACAGGAGAAAGGCCAUUUUCAUGUCCUGAAUGUGAAAAGUGUUUUACUAUGAAAUCAAAUCUUAUUGAACAUCAGAAAACUCACACAGGAGAAAAGCCAUAUUCAUGUCCUGAAUGUGGAAAAUGUUUUUAUGUGAAAUCACAUCUUGAUCGACAUCAGAGAACUCACACAGGAGAGAAGCAAUAUUCAUGUCCUGAAUGUGGAAAAUGUUUUAAUCAGAAAUCACAUCUUGACAAACAUCAGAUAACUCACACAGGAGAGAAACCAUUUACAUGUCCUGAAUGUGGAAAAUGUUUUUAUUAUAAAUCAAAUCUUGAACAACAUCAGAGAAUUCACACAGGAGAAAAGCCAUAUUCCUGUUCUGAAUGUGAUAAGUGUUUUAUUGAGAAAUCAAAUCUUGUUCAGCAUCUCAGAAUCCACACAGGAGAGAAGCCAUUUUCAUGUGCAGAAUGUGGGAAGUAUUUUAGUCACAAAUCACAUCUUAAUGUACAUCUGAGAAGUCACACAGGAGAGAAACCAUUUUCAUGUCCUGAAUGUGGGAAACGGUUUACUAUGAAAUCACAUAUUGAUAUACAUCUGAGAACUCACACAGGAGAGAAGCCAUAUUCAUGUCCUGAAUGUGAUAAGUGUUUUAGUGACAAAUCACAUCUUGUUAAACAUCAGAAGUUACAUAUGAGAGAUAACAUAUUCAUGUCCUGA
Bufo gargarizans (Asiatic toad) is the source of this 2106-nucleotide messenger RNA. Its product is annotated as oocyte zinc finger protein XlCOF6-like. Lineage: Eukaryota; Metazoa; Chordata; Amphibia; Anura; Bufonidae. The coding region runs from base 1 to 2106 and encodes 701 amino acids. Gene Ontology annotation, molecular function: RNA polymerase II cis-regulatory region sequence-specific DNA binding; DNA-binding transcription factor activity. The record is from RefSeq and is a predicted model, not a curated record. Gene Ontology annotation, biological process: regulation of transcription by RNA polymerase II. The transcript has 2 exons.